This is a messenger RNA of Ricinus communis (castor bean), 1185 nucleotides long. RefSeq names its product short chain aldehyde dehydrogenase 1. NCBI's taxonomy places the organism in Eukaryota, Viridiplantae, Streptophyta, Magnoliopsida, Malpighiales, Euphorbiaceae. The record is from RefSeq and is a predicted model, not a curated record. Gene Ontology annotation, molecular function: oxidoreductase activity, acting on the CH-OH group of donors, NAD or NADP as acceptor. The transcript is spliced from 2 exons. Bases 169 to 1017 code for a protein of 282 amino acids.
CAAUCAGGUUGCCAUUAGUUUCACGUGCUGUGUACAGGCAAUCACGCAUAUUAUUUGUCGGUUGCUGCUCAAAAAUCUCUGUAUAUUCUUAUUUGGUAGUGUGCUUUGCAACAUUUAAAGCAAGUUCAGCAGCACUGCGUUUCGCUCAGCUUUAGAAGAUCAGUCAAGAUGAGCACGAGUUCUUCCUCAACCUCAAUUGCCAAAAGGCUAGAAGGAAAGGUGGCUUUGAUUACUGGUGGAGCUAGUGGCAUGGGCGAGUCGAGUGCCAGGCUAUUUGUAAAACAUGGAGCCAAGGUCGUCGUUGCAGAUGUCCAAGAUGAGCUGGGCUACUCCCUUUGCAAAGAACUUGGCUCGGAUCAAGAAAUCAUUUCUUAUAUCCAUUGCGAUGUGACGUGUGACUCCGAUGUCCAAAACGCGGUGGAUUUUGCUGUCUCCAAGUAUGGAAAGCUUGAUAUAAUGUUCAGCAAUGCUGGCGUUGCAGGGAAUGUGUAUCCCAGCAUUGUAGACACAGAGAAUGAAGAUUUCAAAAGGGUUUUCGAUAUUAAUGUUUUCGGUGCUUUCUUAGCAGCAAAGCAUGCUGCUAGGGUCAUGAUUCCUGCCAAGAAAGGAUGCAUUCUUUUCACUUGUAGCUAUCUUUCAGUUUCUUGCUUUCAGGCUAUCCAUCCUUAUGUUGCAUCAAAGCAUGCUAUUCUCGGUUUGUCCAAGAAUCUAAGCGUGGAGUUGGGACAGCAUGGAAUAAGGGUCAACUGCGUGUCACCAUUUGUAGUUAUAACCCCAAUGAUGAGGAAAGCUAUGGGGGUAAUGGAGGCAGAAAAGGAGAAGUUACAGGAAGUGGUUUCAGCUUCAGCCAACUUGAAGAAUGUUAUGUUGGAAGCAGAAGAUAUAGCAGAGGCAGCACUUUAUUUGGUAAGUGAUGAGUCCAAGUAUGUGAGUGGGAUGAAUCUGGUUGUUGAUGGAGGUUACACUCUCACCAAUCCUGCCUUUGCAAUGGAAAUGCAAAGCUUCCACUCUUCUUGAGCUAGUUGGAUGCCCCGUUUACUUCUUUCUAAGGCAAUAAUUCAGAUAUCUGUCGUGUCAUUGUAUCUGAAAUAACUGAUGCAUCUUUGCUAGUGUGGAAGCUUCUUGUUUUCAAUUAUUUCUCUGUUCUUUCAGUUCAAUAAAUAAGUUUGUGGUUUGAUUCUCUAA